ACCAUGGACCUCAGAACCGUUUUACAUCUGCACGUAUUAAUUACUGCCAGGCUUCCCAGUUAAAAUGGAUAUUUGACUUCUAUAACAGUCAAUGGCAGUGAAUGUAUUCAUAGACUUCUAUUCAUCCACUUCUAUUUCCUUUGCCGCUUAUCCUCACAAGGGUCGCAGGGAGCCUAUCUCAGCUGUCAACGGGCAGGAUGCCAUUUAGAGUGUCCAAUUAAUGUUGCAUGUUUUUCGGGAUGUGGGUGAAAACCAGUGUUGCCGGAGAAAGUCCACGCAGGCACGGGGAGAACAUGCAAACUCCACACAGGCGGGGCCGGGAUUGAACCCAGGAUCUCAGAACUGGGGCAGACUAUACUAAUUGGUGGUGGCCUUCCCGUUGUCCCGCUUUCAUCACCUUGGAGGCCAUGAGGGAGAAAAAGAGAAGAAAAAAAAGGAGCAAAAAAGUGAAGAGUUAAAAAGUCAGAGGAUCCCCGGUUUGCAAGGUCAUGUGGUGAACCGAGCGCUCAAGUGGGAGGUUGCGAUUCGAGAAGGCCUUUUGCAUCAUCUCUGUCGAGUCCACUCCAAUCCGCAGCCACUCGCUCACUUCCAGUCACCCCUUGAGGUACAAUUCUGCUUUGGAUUAUUGCUUAUUUUGGAUGUCACACAUAACUUUAAAGGACUGACAGCGGGAUCUACAAAAAAAAAAAACGUCUUGGCUCUUUUUUUUUUUUUUUUUUUAAAAGGUGCUUUUUGGCUUUAUCUUUUUUUUUUUUUUAACCUGUGGUGGAUUUUCACACGGAAUAAUGCCUUCAUGCCGGAGCGGAAGAUCCUGGUUUCCAGCUGUGUUUGCGGCCGCCCUGGUGCUCGUUCCUCCCGUUCUUGCCGGAUCCAGCCGGGACCGAAGGCUGGCGGGGUCGUCCUCGUGCUACGGAGGCUUUGACCUCUACUUCGUCUUGGACAAAUCUGGGAGUGUGAUGGACCACUGGACUGAAAUCUACCACUUUGUUGAGCACUUAGCUCAUAAAUUUAUAAGUCCGCAAUUAAGGAUGUCAUUUAUCGUGUUCUCCACUGAAGGCAAGAUUUUGAUGAGCCUGACAGAGGACAGAGAACGCAUUCGCAAAGGUCUGGAGGAGCUGCAGGGGGUUAAUCCAGGAGGAGACACCUUCAUGCACGAGGGCAUCCUCAGGGCCAGUGAGCAGAUAUACCACGGAAACACAGAAGGUUAUCGCACCGCCAGCGUUAUUAUAGCGCUGACAGAUGGAGAGCUGCACGAGGAUUUCUUCUUCUACGCCGAGCGAGAGGCCAACCGUUCCCGGAGCCUGGGGGCCACAGUUUACUGCGUCGGGGUGAAGGACUUCAAUGAGACUCAGCUGGCAAAGAUUGCCGACAGCAAGGACCACGUGUUCCCCGUCAACGACGGAUUUGAGGCUUUGCAAGGCGUCAUUGAUUCUAUCCUGAAAAAGUCUUGCAUCGAGAUUCUGGCAGCCGAACCGUCCAGCAUCUGCGCAGGGGAGUCUUUCCAGGUUGUAGUGAGAGGAAAUGGAUUCCUCCACGCUCGCAAUGUUGAUAAGGUCCUGUGCAGCUUCCGCAUUAACGACACAGUUACUAAAAUGGUGAAACCUUUGAUAGUGGAGGAUACAUACCUUCUCUGCCAGGCACCUGUGCUUCAGGAUGAGGGAAUGGCAGCAAACCUUUAUGUCAGUAUGAACGAAGGUCUCAGUUUCAUCUCCAGUUCAGUCACCAUUACAACUGUGAGCUGCUCGGAUGGGACCAUUUUGGCCAUCACUUUGCUCAUCCUCAUGCUGCUCCUCAUCUUGGCUCUCCUGUGGUGGUUCUGGCCCCUCUGCUGCACUGUGAUCAUCCACGAACCGCCACCACCUACUGCGGAGGAGAGCUCGGAUGAAGAGGAUGAGGAUGCGCCAAAGAAGAAAUGGCCCACAGUAGACGCUUCCUAUUACGGAGGACGGGGAGUUGGGGGAAUCAAGAGGAUGGAGGUUCGCUGGGGUGAGAAAGGCUCCACCGAAGAAGGAGCAAAGCUGGAGAAGGCCAAAAAUGCCAAAGUCAAGAUGCCUGAGCAGGAGUUUGUGCAGUCGCCCACGCGGGUUCUCAACAACGGCAUGCAAAAACCUUUAGGCCCCCACAAGUGGUACUCUCCCAUCCAGAACAAGCUGGAUGCAUUGUGGGCCCUUUUAAAAAAAGGCUACAACCGGGUGUCUGUGAUGAGACCUCAUCCAGGUGACAAGGGCCGCUGCAUGAACUUCAUCCGCGUGAAGCCGGCAACCCCUCGCUACCCCCACUACAACCCGUCGCCCAUCUACACCCCUCCCAGCAGGAGUCCGCCCGCGCCACAGGGUAACCUCCCGCCGACCCCUGGGGGCCCACCGUCGUCCCCGCUGUUCUCGGCUACGCUGCCCCUCCUGCCGCCCCCGGCGACGCCCUCCGACUCAUCCGCCUCCCCUCCGUCCACCCCGCCCUAUUACACCCCGCCCCCCAAACGGGCUCUCCCUCCCACUUCGUUGCACAUACCCGCCGCGCCCGAGCUGCCGCCCACCCCGCCGCCGCCCCUGUCGCCCUCCGCCGCGCUGCCCCCGCUUCCUCAAGGCCCCCCCACGGGACGGGCCCCGCCUCCCGCCCGCCCCCCUCCGCGCCCGGGCCUGUAGCUGACAAAUUGCGAGUCCCAGCGAGAUCGUUCAGCGCAUGGCCAUGUUUGAUUGUCCGGAGGAGAGCAAAGCCCAGCAGGCUGCGGCCUUCCUGCCUUGCGCGGAGGUCGACGAGGAACUGCUUUCCCGCUACUUGUCUACACUGACUUUUGUACACAUUUAGCCCAAUCGAUGCUUGAAUCACUGACAUGAGAGCAUUAAGCGUCCACUCCCGAAGAGAGAGCACGUAGUCUCAAACAAUGAAACCUGCUCCUGUACAGACAUAGUGCACCGAGUUCCGCAAGGACUUCCUUUUUCAUAUCAUUGAAACCUGAGCAGUAUUACACAUCACAGGGCAGUUGCUGCUCAUCCCUGCAGACAUUAGUUGAGAGGUGAGGUACACCCGAGGAGUGGUCGCAGUACAAACAACCACUUAUGCUGAAAUUCACACUCCUGGAAAAUUCGGAGACAGCCGAGCAAUUUAUUUUUCCCUCGACACAGCACAUAGAUCAGAGGUUCUCAAACUUUUUGGAUCCAGGGGUUCAAACACCAAUCAACUAUAACUACCAUGUGCACCCUACAGUAUUUUCUACAUUCAUCCAUCCAUUUUCUUAGCCGCUUAUCCUCACAAGGGUCGCGGUGAGUGCUGGAGCCUAUCCCACCUGUCAACAGCUAGAAGGCAGAGUACACCCGGAACUGGUUGCGAGUCAAUCGCAGGGCACGUGGAGACAUAAAAUCCGUCACAGUCACAAUCACACCUAGGGGCAAUUCGGAGUGUCCAAUUAAUGUUGGGGUUUUUUUGGGAUGUGGGAGGAAACCGGAGUGCCCGGAGAAAACCCACGUAGGCACGAGGAGGACAUGCAAAUUCCACAUAGGAGGGCCCGAGAUUGAACUCGGGACCUCAGAACUGUGAGGCUUUUCCACCGUUUCGCCCUUUUUGGAACAUUUCAAACUUAAUAUUUUUUAUCCAUGUAGUAGAAAGGAACAAAAACAAAUUAAAGUGAAUUAAAUGCAAAUUGAACUCCAUCUAAUAACAAGACCGCUAUGGACAGUCAAGUCAGUCAAUUUAAGCCAUUUCCUCGCUAUUUUUCCAUCCGAGAGGUUGGGGAGGUCACCUUGCCUCCUCGCCUGUACAACUCUACAUGCGAAAAGAGCACGAGAGAGGUAAGAAUUCGACAUGAAUACAGGGAUGUCUCGCCGUGUGACGCAUCACACACAUUUAUUGACGUGCAGGUCGUCAUAUAGAGCUCGUGCACGUGACGUCGCGGUUUUCACGACGCCGUAUUGCCGGUCAAACAGCCGCUCGACAUUGUGGAAGACGUUGUACCAGAGGAGAAUAUUGACAAUACCCGAAAGUUGUUGUGCUGUUGGUUGUCACAAGAGACAAGACAGAUAUUCAAAGAGAUCAUUACAUGAAAUAGCAACUGAAAAGAACAGAAAAUAUCGAUGGAAUUCGGCAAUUAAACAUGAUGGAUGGAGCCCAACCAAAAUACACACACGCCUGUGUAGAGAUCGCUUCAUUUCAUGGCGGAAUUAUUCUUCUCAAUCUCAAAUUACCAAAAAAUAUUUAUAAUGCCAAGUAGGCUCAUUUGAGAACAAUUCGUGUUAAAAAAAAUCGCAGAGGUUUACAGAGGUUAAGUGUGGCCGCACUCGCUUCCGUGUACGUUCUAUGGAGACGACUCCAUCCUCUUUUUCUUUUUUUUUUUUUCAAUCAUAGUUAAUGAAUGGAGUUUGUGUAAAACCAGGGGUCAAUUAUUGAAAUAUUGGUAUUUGUAUUGAAUACUAGCUGAAAAGAUCGAUGUAUUCCAGGAAAGGUUAACAUGUGGCCGAACACGCUUCCACGUUCACAAGCCGUCAAAACCGUCACUAUGUGGGAUUUAUUCCAUCUGAGAACAGAUCCAGCAACAAAGUAUUCGUAUGCGUCCAGACUUUUAUACGCUUUCAAACUUUUUCUUGUAAAUCUCGACGACUUACUCAACAGAUCCAUGCGUAGAUCCAGUUUUCCAAGACAAGCGGAGACGAAUUAACAGGCCAAUUUCUUUUCGGCGAAAACAUCGACUUCGGCAUGAAACACGGCUCCUCUAUGCAGAGUUUAUCUCAUUUUUUCCACGUACCAUCGUUUAUUUUCACCUUCUAAAUGUCCGACGGUAUCGGACAAGACUCUGGGCGUCGUGCUACAAGUUAUAUUUCUAUGUCGUCUCCAACCGACUUGCCUAGCUUGACCGGCAAUAUAGCAACGUAAACAAAAGUCACGUGACUUUAUGACGUAGGUGCACGAGCUCUAUAUACUGUAGGUGUCCACUUUUGGAACUGAUAUGACAUCAUUUAUUGGAAAACCAUUUUGCAGACCCUCAAGUAAAGCCGGGGACCCCAGUUUGAGAACCGCUGCCAUAAAUGACGCCUAUUUGCCUUUCAAUUUGCUCAAGAGUUUUUCAGCAUCCUCAUCGUGUUCCUCACUGUGCUGAAGCAGCAUGAUGCGAGUCACAGCUGGCCCGCGUUUUUGUGCGCUUCGCAGUAAACAGCCGGGGACUUGGACACGACAUUUGACACGUUUAUGGCCGUUGAAGUCCGACCCUGCAAUCGCAAAUCCUCCCUCCUUCAAGAGGUGGAGAAAGAGAGGCCGCAAUCAGAGGCAAGCGCUGAACGCCGCACCCUUAAUACGCCGUCCUCGAAUUUAAGUCAGAAUUUUGAAUCUUCAAUUAACCUCACGUGCACGUUUUUGGAAUGUGGGAGGAAGUCAGAACACCGAGAGAAAACCCACCAGACCAGCAGGGUGCAAGAACGCGGCGAGUCCGCGCAGAAAAGGUGGAGCCGAGAUUCGAGACCAGAACUUUGGACUGCGAGGCCAAUUAAUUAACAACAAAUGACUUGUAAAGUCCUUCAAAACCCGAAUUCCAACCGCACUGCACGAUUGUUAGCGAUUAUUAAAAAUCCCGCAUCUCACAUCGAUUGUGACACAGCCAUAAAUAUGUCCAGCACCACCUGCAUUAUGUACGUACGCAUUUGUAUAAAUAAAAGCUUUCUUUUAUUUAAGCUUUUUUUUUUUUUUUUUACAUUCAGUAAAAAAAUGCCCCACCACCAUUUGGGGCGAUAUAGUGCUUAAUUCAUUACAAUGUCUUUCCGUGUGUUUUUGUAUUUAAAAUUUAUCAUGAUCAGUAAGAUACACCAGUUAUGCGUUAUUACAGUCAUCAUUUAUUUUCUUCUUUUGUAAAAAAGGUGCAAAGCAUCUGUGUACAAUGCUCAGUGUAAAGAUUUUUUCUUUAUUUUCUGUUAUUAUAAUGGUGAGAUUGAUCUCGCCAGAAUGUUCUUGAAGGUUGCCAAUCUGAAUGUCAUAUACAAAUGAAAAAAAAUAUAUGAUACAUUGUGUUUCAUUAACAAAAAAAAAAAAAGUAAACCUUUUAAUAUAAAAUUAAACUUUGCAUUUCUGGAUUUUUGUUAUACAGUAACUUCAUAGCCGUCAUGGUCAUGGUCAAAUUUUUUUGCCCUGCCCUGUAUGAUGUUAUUGUAAUUUCUCGAGUAAAAUUGCGCCCUCAAUAUAAUGCGCACCCCCAAAGUUGACCUAAAAAAAAAACAAACAAACAAACAAAAAAAAAAAAACAGGAAAAGCCUUGUACCAAUGUACAAUGCGCACCACCAAUUUGCCGCUACCCAUAUGCUCAGAAUAUUAGGAAUGAUCUGUAUUUAUAUUUUAUUAGGUUUGUACUUGUAUUGUUUUUCAGAAAACUGUCCGUACAACAAUCAUUAAUAAUAAUCAUUGUGCGUGUGCUGAUGUAGCAGUAAUCUAAUCUCAGGACAGGCCACAUGACACGCUUGUCCUGGUCCCUGCAAUUGUCAGAACAGAAUCCCUCAACCGACUAAAUGUUCAAUGAUGGCAUAACAUUUUAUUAAUACUGUUAACACAGAUUUCAGUCUUAAAAAUAACUCUUUAACAUUGUUUAUUAAACACUGCAUUAAAU
Molecule: messenger RNA, 6577 nt
Organism: Syngnathoides biaculeatus (alligator pipefish)
Lineage: Eukaryota; Metazoa; Chordata; Actinopteri; Syngnathiformes; Syngnathidae
Gene: antxr1a
Product: ANTXR cell adhesion molecule 1a
Exons: 19
Coding region: 786-2642 (618 amino acids)
Cellular component (GO): membrane
Molecular function (GO): signaling receptor activity
Source: RefSeq, a predicted model, not a curated record